AUGUCUACUUUGAAAACUUACAAAAGGUCAAAUAAUGCUGAAGUUGAAUUUGAUAAUGCAAAAAAUCAAUAUCUUGCUGCAAUAGACAAAUUAUUUAAAGUUGCUUGCGCGUCUGAUGAUCAUGCAAAAGCUUUUAAGAUUCUUGAAAAAAUUCAAGAUGAAGGUGACAAUCGGACUAAAGGUUCAAUAAAAUUUAAAUUAGGAAUACUCUUACUUGGCGGUUUUGGCUGCACAAAAAAUAUCAAUGAAGCACAAAAAUUAAUUAAAGAAGCCUCUAAACAUGGUCAUACUCAUGCUAGUGUUUGGGUUAAAACUUAUAAUUCAUCUGCUGAUUUUGGUGCAAAAUUAGAUAAUGGUGCAUUUAUUGUUCAACCUGCUAAUAAUAAAAAGUAUGAAAGAUAUGAAACGCCAGUUUUUAAUAUUUUGCCCGAAAAGAAACAACAAAUUAAUAUAGAGUACAGAGGUCGUAAAUUCAAUGUCGUGUAUAAAUUGCAAGAAAAUGACAACAAUAAUAAUCAAAGUUAUCCUCAACCUCAAUCAUACUAUUAUAAAGAACCAGAUCUACAUAAUGAAGGAAAUUGGAACAGAGUUCAACUUUUAUCAGACUUGAAUAGUUUGAAAACCGUUGUAUUAGAUGAACUACAAGAAAUAUUAUUGAAAAGAGAAUUAGACUCUUUUGUUAAUGACAAAAAGUUUUACAAGAGAAUUGGUUUGCCUUAUCGACGUGGUUUUCUUUUAUAUGAUAAACCCGGAACUGGAAAAACUACAUUAAUAAAUGCCAUAUCAUCUUAUUUGUCACGAGAUCUCUAUUAUCUUAAUCUCAAAGAAAUUAAAAAUGAUAAUGAUAUGAGUGCCGCUUUUAGUUUUGUUCCACCAAAUCAAAUAAUUGUUUUUGAAGAUGUUGAUACACAAUUAAAUAUUCUUUAUAAAAGAGGUGUUAGUCACCCAAAUUAUUAUAACUUUAUAUCUGAAGAUUUUAUAAAAGAAAAUGAUGAUCUAUCAAAAUAUAAGGAUUUAUUUUCAUUUAUUAGUUUAUCUAAUUUUCUUAGAUGUUUGGAUGGGCAAAUAUUAUCAGAAGGCACGAUAAUUAUCAUGACAACUAAUCAUAUUGAACAUCUUGAUCCCGCAUGA
Molecule: messenger RNA, 1131 nt
Organism: Racocetra fulgida
Lineage: Eukaryota; Fungi; Glomeromycota; Glomeromycetes; Diversisporales; Gigasporaceae
Source: the annotation of a GenBank genome assembly